AACGAAACGGUCACCAGUAGCCACUGAGCCAGUAGCACAAUGACAACCGCCACCUAUAGGUAAAGUACGAUUUUGCCAGAAAUUCUGCAGAUGAAUUUUGGAUGUUGGCUUAUGAGGUAUAUUCACUGGGCAUAUACUUUUUGAAUCAAAAAGAUGAGUUACACCAAGGAUUUCAACGCAUUUGUUGGCGGAACAAGAGGGUUUUUUAAAGGUUUGAAGAUCGACCAGAAGAACUGUAUAGUAAAAAACAUUCAAAGUCUCACUGCAAUAACAAGAGACCAUGAAAUAACUGCCAUGACUUGGGGUGACAACGCAGAAAAAGACAUUCUAAUCGCGUGUGGAUCAAAGGAAAAUCGGAGUGUGAAAAUAUUCGACACUGAAUACUCAGCCUUCACUAGUUCCUUUAAUUGUGACAUUGGAGAAGGAAAAAUCAAAGGGAUCUCACGAUAUAAUGACACUGUAAUAACAGCAGUUGAAUCCGGCCACGUAAAGUUGUGGCGUUAUGAUAAGGAUGAACAAAUUUUGAUAAAUGCUGGCAAAGAUCUACAUAGAAUGAGGCAUUCCAAGUUUGAUGAAAAGAUAAUCGCUACUGGCGGGCGUGAGAAUGAAUUGAAAUUAUUUGACUUGGAGACACAGAAACAAGUAUUUACUGAAAAAAAUGUUGCCCCAGACGCUUUACAACUACGAAAACCAAUUUGGGUUUCCGACAUUGGCUUCUUACCAAACAGUUUAGUUGCUACUGCUAGCAAAUUUGGAUAUAUUCGUUUAUAUGACCCUGGGGCGCAACGACGACCAGUGUUGAAUCUUCUUUUAAAGAAUGAAGCGUUGACUGCUCUGACCACUACCAGCAAAGAAAAACAUGUGGUCGUAGCAUCAGGAAGGGGAAGAAUGAAUUUAAUCGACUUCCGAAAUCCAGGAAAAGUUUUGAAUACGUACAGGGGUGCGGUUGGUGGAAUAACUGACUUAUCCUGCAGUCAAUCUGAGCCAUUAUUAGUGAGCGUUAGUCUGGAUAGACACUUGAGAAUCCAUCACAUGGAAACCAAAAGGCUUCUAGAAAAGAUAUAUCUGAUAUCUUCAUUAAACUCACUGUUAUUGCGGUCAAAUUUCUCGAUACGAGAGGACAAAAAAACUGAGGCCGAUGGAGAAGGCGUCAACGCCUGCAUUCCUAAGACCAACGAAUUAUCCUCCACAAAUCAUUCAAUUGACACAAGUACAGCACCAGGCGACCCAGAUAGCGAUACUGAAUACGACGAGAUGUUUGGCGAGAUGCCGGUCAUCGAAAACGAUGCGAAUGAUGCAGAUUUGACAAAAAAUAAGAGACCCUAUCCUUAUAAGAAGGCAAUCGUUCAGGAUAGUAAUCUGGAAAAACACGUAGCUACCGAAGGUGAAAAGAAGUCAGUCGCGAUACAGAGGGAUGGAAAAAAGCCGAAGUUUCACUAAGCAUUAUCAGUGGCUUGUAUUUGAAUAAAAUAUACUUUUAUAACAAAAA
Molecule: messenger RNA, 1489 nt
Organism: Athalia rosae (coleseed sawfly)
Lineage: Eukaryota; Metazoa; Arthropoda; Insecta; Hymenoptera; Athaliidae
Product: WD repeat-containing protein 74
Exons: 8
Coding region: 154-1440 (428 amino acids)
Biological process (GO): ribosomal large subunit biogenesis
Cellular component (GO): preribosome, large subunit precursor; nucleolus
Molecular function (GO): protein binding
Source: RefSeq, a predicted model, not a curated record